Balaenoptera ricei (Rice's whale) is the source of this 3918-nucleotide messenger RNA. RefSeq names its product sosondowah ankyrin repeat domain family member C (gene SOWAHC). The transcript has a single exon. Bases 92 to 1258 code for a protein of 388 amino acids. The record is from RefSeq and is a predicted model, not a curated record. Gene Ontology annotation, molecular function: protein binding. Lineage: Eukaryota; Metazoa; Chordata; Mammalia; Artiodactyla; Balaenopteridae.
GGUGGGGGCUAGUCAGGCCGCUGCGGCGCGCGAGGAGCCUGAGGAGGGGCUGGCCGCGUCGGUCCGGAGCCGGCCAGGUGCGCGGCCGCGCAUGGAGGGUCCAGUGGAGUGCGGGGCCCGGGACCAGGCCGAGCUGGAGCAGCCCGUCGGGGGCGCCCUGGGCGGUACGCCCGAGCAGCGCGCCCGCUGCCGCCUCAGGGAGCCGGGGCACUCGGCGGCAGACCCCGCCGACCCCUCCGACCCCGCGGACGGCGCCCCGAGCGCGCCCCCGGGGAGGCGGCCCCGCGGCGGCCCCGCGGAAGAGGGCGCGCGGCCCGAGGUGCCUGGCGAUGCGCCGCGGCCCGGCCGCCCCGCGCCCCGGGAGGCGGCGGGGGGCUCCCCGCAGCUGCGGCGCGGCCCCGGGGGCGCGGACGGCGCGGCGGCAGAGGAGGAGGGCGCGGGCGCGCUGACGCUGGACCCGCUGGAGCACGCGUGGAUGCUGUCGGCCGCCGACGGCCGCUGGGACAGCCUAGAGGGGCUGCUGGCCUGCGAGCCCGGCCUGCUGGCCAAGCGCGACUUCAUCACCGGCUUCACCUGCCUGCACUGGGCGGCCAAGCACGGCCGGCAGGAGCUGCUGGCACUGCUGGUGCGCUUCGCGGGCCAGCACCGGCUGCCGGUGAACAUCAACGCGCGCACAAGCGGCGGCUACACCGCGCUGCACCUGGCGGCCAUGCACGGGCACGUGGAGGUGGUGAAGCUGCUGGUCGGGGCCUACGACGCGGACGUGGACGUGCGCGACUACAGCGGCAAGAAGCCCUCGCAGUACCUGAGCCCGAGCACCGCCGAGGAGAUCCGGACCCUGGUGGGCGCCCUGGACGAGGACGAAGCCGAGAGCGCGGCGGGCAGCGGGGGAGGGCGCUGGAGGCUCUCGAGGGUGCUGCCCUCGACCCUCAUCUCCGGCAGGCUCUCGCACGCUCUGGAGGACGGCGGGGACCACCACCACCAUCACCAUCACCAUCACCAUCACCAUCACCUGGCGGAGGGAUUGGCUGCGGGCAAAGCGAAGGAGCCGGGUCGCAAAGCCUCGGGCAGCUCUAGUGGGCGGAUGAAACCCAGACUCAACAAAAUCCGCUUCCGAACCCAGAUCAUCCACACCACACCCUCUUUCAGAGACCCGGAGCAGCCCCUGGAGGAGGGGGAGGACGAAGAGGAGGACCGGUCUUUUAAAGGCCACUCAUCCUCAUUCAAAUUGAGACCCAAGUCCAAUGUAUUCGGGUAAAAAUGAUUUCUUUUAGAACGUUCUAAGACUUGUUUGUCGUCUUAGGAAUAGGGUACUAUGUGUAGACAAGGAAGUGAGACCAGAAAAGACUUAAGCUAAAUGCUGCAUUCUUACUUCGGGGGGUUGGAAAGGAUGGGGAGGAAUUCUCCUUAGCAGUAUGGCUGCAGUGGAUUUCCAAGCGAUUCCUCAAACCUUGACCUAGGCCUCUUUUCCCCCUGCCACCCUUCUGCGCUGGAGUCCCUGUUUCUAGGGACUGAAAGUGUAUCUAAAUCAGGUGCUGAGUUGAUGAUUGAGGGUCCCUUUGAUUGAAACAUUGCCGGAUACCAUGCAGAGUAAAGAGCAUUGCACAUUCGUAUCUGUUUUUCAUAGUGGCGACUCUUCCAAGAGCAACAGGAAAUGCAAAUUGUAAUGAAGCUGGUAGUGUUUGUAAGUGUGAACAAACCGACAUACUACCCUGUGUUUUUACUAAUUGCAUUUGUUUUUUAAGAUGCUACUGAAGGUCAGGUCAGAGUUGAAAUGCACAAAUACUAAUUAGAGAAUAAUGUGAAUACAAUUGGGAAUCUCUUGGUACCCUACUUGUAAGUAGUGUUCACCUCUUUUCAAAAGCAAUUUCAGCUUUGGUCACUGAACUAAAGAAAUAGGCAGCAUUCACUUUUGAGUUAAUCUGUUGUGUGGUUUCCUCUUAAUUAUCUCUAAUACCACUGCACUUAGUAUUAAGGUACAUUAUUAAUAACUACACAAAUUUUUAUUUAAAGAAAACACUUUUAACAACCUGUGGUACUUUUAAGUAAAUAUUGCCUCUGGUUCUGAUUCUCACUAACUUGUUUUGCUUUUCCAAAAGUCUGAAUUUGUCGGAGUUUUUAUUCUGGGGGUCAUUUAACCGUUGGUUCUACUUGGCAUGACCCUAUUUGGCAGUGCUUAGAGUUGAAUUGCCUACAGAAACUAUUUCUGGUUUAGAUUAUUAACAAAAAUUGACAUAAAUGUUAGUGAACUGAUGUUUCUGUGAAGUAAUUAUUAAAUGAACUUAAUGAUUCUCACAUAAGGUACACUUUUUAUUUUACUAAUGAAAUACAUUCAUAGUCUCAAUACUUUGUAGCAAUGUUUUACAAAUGUUUAAAAUACUCAAUCUUUUCAAUUUUCCAGUGUUUCCUUGAAUCUAUUAGAGACAUGGAGUGAAGUUAUUGGAAAGCUGGCUAGUAAAUCUACCCAGUUAAAAAUAGCACUUUAUAAAAGGGAAAAGAAAAUAGAUGGGACUAUUUCUAUAUUUAAAUGCUGCUGGCUAUUGAAUCCCUUCACAUAUAAGUGAAAAAAUAUCGGUCAUUAAAAUUAAAGACUUGUUUAACUGUGGUUCUUAACUAUAUUUCGUUCAGAUAUGUUAGGGUGAGUGUCUUUAUAAUUAUUGUUCAGUUUAACUCACAGGCAUAUUAAAUUCACUUGUAACAAGAUUCAAAACGACUUGUGGGAGACUAAUUCCAAAACGUCCUUCUCCCUUGGUCUUUUUGGUCUCAUAGUUGCUGAAAUAUAAGUAUUGCAGCCUGUAGUGAUGACAGAGUGAGUUAACAGAUUGCAGAGUGAAUGAACCAAUACAUGAAUUGCACAGAACUGCAGUGUUUAGAGAGUUCUUAGAUCUUUAAUUUCCAAAGUUGUAGAAAUUUGUAACAAGUUGGUCACACCUCUCUAGACAGCAAUUGAUUUCGUUUAAAGACUAACGAAAAACAUUCACAUAAAAUAUAUAAACUAUUGUCCAUUUGUGUGCCUUUACUUUUGUUUUAGGAUUAUGGAAGUGGGAUAUGUACAUUUGAGAAGCACUUUUAUCCAUACAUGUGGGUGAAAAUCUAAUUUUGUAUAAAUCAAAAUUAGGUUCCUUGAAGGUGAAAAGCAGUCAUUUGUUCCGGAUCAUACACACAUUGCCUGUAUCUAGUGCGGGGUAAGUUGUAACUUCUCACUGAGUCUUCGGUUUCAAGGACGUGUGAAGCCAAAGUGAACCAUAAAAACACUGCGGAACCACCUCCCUGUUCCACUGAACAGUCAGUGUUAAUCUCUCAAAUGUGUAUGUUAGUGCCUAAUUGCACAGAAUCUAUAAUUUGCUAGAUCUUUAGGGAUUGAGUCAAUACUUAACAUGCUUUUCACAUUAAAGAAUUCAACUUUUCAGAUAAAAUAUACUUUAAAAUUUCAAAAAUCAUUCCUGGGGGAACUUCUAGCAUUCCUUGUCAUGAUGUACUUGUGUGCAGUAAGUGCAGCGUUUUCAGCUACUUAACUCUGUUCCUCUUAUUUUUUCAAUUUCUAAAUUGAGAUUAUAAAAAGCAAGUGAUUUGUGUAAUUUGAUGUUUGUGGAGUUGUGCCUACCAUUAAUGGAAAUAUGCACGCCAGUUACUCAGAGGUCGUUGAUGUGAAACUGUGGUUAGAAAAUCCAGGUGUGUCGGUGUGUUUCUUACAGGUGCACUGGACACUAGUGAAUUUGUCACAGCUCUCUUCACUUUUAUGGUGUAUAAAGUGCAGCUAGCAUAUAAAACUUGAAAAUAUGGCACUAGUCUAUUCAUGCCUGAAAUCUUGGAGUCCAGGAUGCCUUGUCUCUUACUUUUCAAAUAAGUGAAACUUUGGGAGUUUAGAAUGUAAAAUUUGUAAAGUUUGUUUUGUCAAAAUAAAACGUUCACACUAGA